AUGAAAGCUCUUCAUCUCGCCCUAGUUUACCUGGCUACCUCUGCAACAGCGGCUAUAACAGACUUUGACAGCUGGGAACAUGGACGCGUCGCUCUAGACGACGUCAGCAUACACUUCCGGUACGCCGGCUCAGGCCCUCCUGUGCUCCUUGUACACGGGAACCCCCAGCACAGCUUGACGUGGCAGUUUAUCGGUCCCAUCCUCGCACAGAACUAUACCGUCAUUGCACCAGACAACCGUGGCGCCGGGGACUCGAGUAUUCCGCCCGAUGGGAACUACAGCGCCACAGCUUCGGCGGCAGACCUGAAGGGAGUGCUGGACUUUCUGAACGUCACGUCGUCGUAUGUGUUCGCGCAUGACAAGGGCGUUGGUAUGGCGACGGCGCUGGCGAUUCAACAUCCUGAUAUGGUCAAGAGACUAGCCUUGGCCGAGUACGGACUUCCGGGAUUUGGAUACGACCAGAUCGCCACGCCGGCUCCGUUCUGGGACCUGUACCAAAAUUGGCAACUUGCUUUCUUCCAAGUUCCCGACUUGGCUGAGUUUCUCAUGUCUGGAAAAGAGAAGCAGUUUCUAGAGUGGUACUUCUUCCACGGGAGCUACUCUGGAACGGCGAGCUUUAGUGAGGAUACCGUCAAUAGAUACGCCACUAGUAUCUCCAAGCCAGGAUUCCUCAGAGCGAUGCUAGGUCCUUUCUCCGCUGCGACGGUCUACGAUGAUACAAAAUUCUUCUCAGCGUCCUUGAACGACAGCCGUUUGGAUGUGCCGUUACUGGGCAUGGGCGGAGAAGCGAGCUUGGGGUGGGAGUCAGUGCUGCGCCAGACCUAUGAGCCGAUCUCGUCCGAUUUGCAGGUUGACAUUAUUCCCAAGGCAGGACAUUGGAUUGCCGAUGAAAAUCCAGGAUGGACAGCUCGGCGAGUGGCAAGAUUCUUUGCGGAGGAUGGUUCGGUGCUUCCAGAACUUGAUCUCUCGUACUUGAAGGACUUGGUGACACUCGACGUGGGGUAUUUUGGUACGAGGAGAAACAUGGCACUGGGAAUGCAGUAA
Ilyonectria robusta is the source of this 1044-nucleotide messenger RNA. RefSeq names its product Alpha/Beta hydrolase protein. The record is from RefSeq and is a predicted model, not a curated record. NCBI's taxonomy places the organism in Eukaryota, Fungi, Ascomycota, Sordariomycetes, Hypocreales, Nectriaceae. Gene Ontology annotation, molecular function: hydrolase activity. The transcript has 2 exons. Bases 1 to 1044 code for a protein of 347 amino acids.